Messenger RNA from Adineta ricciae, 1575 nucleotides. NCBI's taxonomy places the organism in Eukaryota, Metazoa, Rotifera, Eurotatoria, Adinetida, Adinetidae. The record is from the annotation of a GenBank genome assembly.
AUGGGUACAUAUAAGCAUGACUGUUCUGAGCAUCACAAGUUAAUUAUGGCUGUUGAAACGGUUCUGCUGGUGUCGCAGACAUCAGCAAAACUUACCAACAUUCCUCAAAUAACAAUUGUUAAGGAUCUGAAUGCUCUGAUUGCGCACAUAACACAGCGUAAUACAACUGUGGAUGAGUUCAAAUUGUUCGUUCCGUUAGACGUUAAAUCAACGCUGAUCAAAGAUCCAAUAUACCAGUUUUCACAAGUCCGAGUGAUUUAUGUUUACUGCAAGAAUCGCGAAGAUGUAAAGGACCCUGUGAAACAAACUCCAAAGGUUGAGGGGAAAUUUCGAUCUAUCGAUGAACGCUCUUUAAGUGCGCACAUAAGAAAUGCGGCUGGUGCUGAAAAAGAUUCACAGCAUCAAGCAUCAUCGAUGGACGCAGAACGAAUAAAUAUUAAACGGCACUAUGGGUAUGCCGAUGAUCUGCCGGCACCGAAGCGGAACGCUACUGACUCGAGUUCUGGUUAUAACGUCGGAAAUAUAGGAGAUUUCGGAAAACAUUAUACUUGUGGGAUCUGCACACUCCUUUUGCGCCAACCGUAUCAGUUAGCUUGUGGUGAUCGAGUGUGCGCGAAUUGUAUAAAAAUGAAGCCACAUGAAAUACAAUGUAACAAUUGUGGCGAAGUGACUUCGAAAAGCGAGGCGUGGUUUGAUCGAGGUGCUUUCAAUUAUUUGAACGAAUCCUUGGUCAAGUGUUUCUUGUGCCAAUGGACCAACAGGCUUCAACUCUAUCAGCGGCAUAUCGAUGAAUAUCAUCAUGGAAGCGUUCGAAGUGGAUCGGCUACUUGUGGUACUGAAGAAAGUCGUUUACAAUCGCGCGGUUUAUCGACACAUUCACAUAUUAAUAUAAAUAAUAUCGCAAUUAGCGAUUAUAGACCAGUGCUAUAUAAUGGGGCUGAAUCUCAACUACAACAAAACCACUAUUUGUCCUUAGAAGAACAAAAUGGCCUCUUUGUCAACUCUGAUGGAAUGAUUACAUGGCAGAUUUCUGGUCUUGAAGACAAAUUUCACGAUGCGCAAACGCAGAGACAACAGUCCAUGUACUCUCCAACUUUCAUCACACCGUCAGGUUACAAUAUGUGCGUGAGAUUAUAUCCACAUGGAGAUGCCGAUGUCAGAGGAACGCACAUGUCCAUAUAUGCUGUUUUACUACGCGGUGAUCACGAUGAUCGUUUAAUAUGGCCAUUGUCAUGUAGACUACAAUUCGUACUAGUAGAUCAAACUAGAAUUAAUGGCAUUGAACAACAUCUUUCUGAAGAGAUAUGGUCUGAUUUUCACUCCAAGUGUUUUGAGCGACCAGAUACCAUGAUGAACCAAGGUUAUGGUAUAAAAAAAUUCGUCGAUUUAGAAGUCAUCCAUCAGCACAAAAACUUGUAUAUAAAAGAUGAUACCAUAUAUAUACAAGUGAUCGUCGAUUCAUCAAGUACUCGUCCAGAAAUGGUACCUGAAAACAACAUUGGAGACACCCCUAAUGAUGAUAACCACGUUGAUACUAUCCUCGAAGAUAUCGAGGAGUGUAUUAGAGAGCAGUAA